CUAGAAGAAGUCGGCUCUGCUUUUUGGAAUCCCGCUCUAGGUGGUGUACAUGGUCUGCCUCGCGGAGAACUUCAUGUUCGCUGGGAGCGUGACCCGGGAGGGGGUGGCUGUCUUAAUCACACUCUGCAGACGUGCCGACUAGAUGUGCAACAGUGUUUGCAUGUCGAUUUUACUACAGUCCAAAUUGGUUCUCGCCGCCGGCAGUCGAUAUAUAUUGGGCCCCAGGGCCAAGCAAAUUUCAUAUCUUAG
Molecule: messenger RNA, 249 nt
Organism: Suillus subalutaceus
Lineage: Eukaryota; Fungi; Basidiomycota; Agaricomycetes; Boletales; Suillaceae
Exons: 1
Source: RefSeq, a predicted model, not a curated record